CCCACAUCGCGCCCGCACCUUCUCGCUCCUUUCUGAGAAUCAUUAUGGGAUAUGACAGCCUCUAGCGUGUACUACCAGCACUCUCCAAUGUUUGCCUCUAGGCAACAUGACCUCCUAUGUGCAAUCGCUUCCCUGAAAGCGCAUCAACCAGGAGUAUCCCCGCGAUAUGACUUUCCGCCUCUGGCCACCUGGCAAGUUUGCCUGCUUGUUCGGUCAAUUUGCUCUCUCUAACAGUUUAGUAGUCACUCCGGGUGUGUUCGCCUCUUCCUUUUCUACACUUGAUGUUUUACGUCAAGGGCCAAUCUUGCCAAACCGCGGCAGCUCCGCUCUAUACCGAGUAUGCCAUUUUCUAGUCAAAACUGGUAUACAACCAAAAAAAUACCCCAGUCCCAACAUUAAAAACAGAACACCAUGCCAAUUGCCAGCCCAAUAGAUCUAAGAGAAAGAAAGCCCAGCCCAAACCAAUGCAUGCAUCGUUGAAAAACAAA
Molecule: messenger RNA, 488 nt
Organism: Aspergillus heteromorphus CBS 117.55
Lineage: Eukaryota; Fungi; Ascomycota; Eurotiomycetes; Eurotiales; Aspergillaceae
Exons: 1
Coding region: 167-433 (88 amino acids)
Source: RefSeq, a predicted model, not a curated record